UCCAUUUAGGGAAAGGAUUGAUGCCAUCGCUGCUCUAUAUAUCUGCACACUCCUCAUCAUCCUGCAAUCUCUGCAUCGGCUUCGUCUUCCAUCAUGGGCGACGCUCCUUGGAAUCCUUUCGCCUCGCCCAUCCCCUCCCGCCACUCUGCUGCCGACCGCCACGCUGUCGUCGUCGGUGUCGACAAGCUUUCCAAUGCGCACAUCGACGCCAAUGCGCACAAGAUUUGGAGGGACCCCAGCUGCGAGUUCUUGAGCGACGCCGGGGCGGCCCACGUGCCGGCGGCUUCUUCCCGCAUGGAAAGAUUCGGAGUUGACGUCGACGUCGAUCCGAAGGCGUCGUCUGUCUCUGUCUCCGCCUCCAAGGAGCCCCACGUUGCCUUCGAAGGUGUGUCCGCCACCACCGAUAAUGGCAGCAUCAUGUCUGGAUCCGGCGAUGGCAGCGGCGCCGAGGUCGAUCGAUGGAAUUCCAACGCCUCUUUCUGCCGGACAUCCACCUUGCUGAGGACGAAGACCCGCUCCCGACUCAUGGACCCCGCGCCUCAGCCCCGGUCUGGUGCGUUGGCGGCCGAGGCUGGCCGGUCGACGACCCGUUCCAGUCCGCUGCCUUCCGGGCAGCUCCGUUCGCAGCUUCUCGGUGGGUCGAUGACCGACGAGGACGACGAGGAUCCUUUCCUCGUCGAGGACCUCCCCGCGGACGACGACUUCACGCGCGCAAAGUUCCAGCCCUGGACGGCCCUCCAGUGGGCCAGCCUCCUCCUCGUCUUCGCCGCCCUUGCCGCGGCCCUCGCCGUGCCGGCACUCCGCCGCUGUUCCGUCUGGGGCCUCCGCCUCUGGAUGUGGGUCGUGCUCUUCCUCGUCCUCAUCUGCAGCCGCCUCGUCUCCUGGUGGGGCAUCCGCCUCCUCGUCUUCUUCAUGGAGCGCAACUUCCUCCUCCGCAAGCGCGUCCUCUACUUCGUCUACGGCGUCCGCAAGCCCGUGCAGAACUGUCUCUGGCUCGGCCUCGUCCUCCUCGCUUGGCACCUCCAGUUCGACCAAAAGAUCCAGCGCCACACCAACAGCAAAGCCGUCGACUACGUUAGCAAAAUCCUAAUUUGCCUGCUUGUUGCCACCUUCUUCCGCCUCGCCGAGACCAUCGUCAUCAAGUCCCUCGCCUCCUCCUUCCAUGUGAGCACUUACUUCGACCGCAUCCAAGAAGCUCUGUUUAACCAGUAUGUGAUCGAGACCCUGUCAAGUCCACCAUGGAUGCGAUCCCAGCGAACAAGAGACGAGGACAACCACUUCUUCUCCGAAGUCGAAAGAUUUCAGAACGCAGGCGUUGCAAUUCCCGCUGACCUGAGAACGUUAACCCUGCAGAAAGGGUCGCAGAAUGGUAACAGUGCGAGGUCUGCAAAUGCAAUGAGAAGGAAGGAAAUUGGUCAGAAGCAGGAGGGGAUCACGAUCGAACACCUGCAUAGAUUGAGCCAGAAGAAUGUACCAGCCUGGAUUAUGAAGAGGAUGAUGAAGAUUGUGCGGCAUGGCACGCUGUCGACUCUUCACGAGCGGUUGGUGCGUGCCAGCAUGGAGGAUGAGUCCUCCGCGAUGCAGAUACAAAGCGAGCGAGAGGCCAAGGUUGCUGCCAGGACGAUCUUCAAUAAUGUAGCCAAGCCCGGUGAAAAGCAUAUCUACUUGGAAGAUUUGAUGCAUUUCUUGAGGGAAGAUGAAGCUCUAAGGACUAUGGGUCUGUUUGAAGGAGCUGAAGAAAACGAAAGAGUCACCAAGAAGUCUCUCAAGAACUGGGUGGUUAAUGUCUUCAAAGAACGAAGAGCUUUGGCUCUAACACUGAACGAUACCAAAACAGCAAUCAACAAGCUCCAUCAGAUGGCAACUGUAGUUGUAGCCGUCGUUGUGCUUGCGAUAUGGCUUCUCAUCCUAGACAUUGCAACAACGAAGUUCUUCGUUUUCCUUAGUUCGCAGCUUCUUCUGGUGACUUUUGUCUUUGGAAACACUUUGAAGAUGAUCUUCGAAGCCAUUAUCUUUUUGUUUGUGAUGCAUCCCUUUGAUGUCGGCGAUCGCUGUGAAAUAGGAGGAGUUCAGAUGAUUGUUGAGGAGAUGAACAUUCUUACGACAAUAUUUCUGAGAUACGAUAACCAGAAAGUUUCCUACCCAAACGGUGUGCUGGCAACUCUACCUAUAGGUAAUAUCUAUAGAAGUCCAGACAUGGGAGAUGCAGUCGACUUCUCUGUUCAUGUUUCGACGCCAGUGGAAAAGCUUGCUCUCAUGAAAGAAAGAAUAAUGGCGUUCAUCGAGAGGAAAAAGGAUCACUGGCACCCGAGUCCAACUGUUGUGAUCAAGGAUGUGGAUGACAUGAACAGGUUGCUGAUAUCGAUCUGGUUGCGACACCGCAUGAACUUUCAGGAAAUCAACGAGAGAUGGAAGAGGAGGGAGCUUGUGGUUCAGGAGAUGAUCAAGGUAUUGAAGGAGCUCGAGAUCGAGUACCGAAUGCUGCCCUUGGAUGUAAACUUGCGGGCUAUGCCUGCUUUGACCUCCACAAGGCUACCUUCUACAUGGAAAGCUUGCAGUUAGCUGAUCUAAGUUUUUAGGUAUAGGAGAAAGGUCUAUAGUUUUGUUUUCCUUUGCAGAAUAACUUGAAUUCUUUGCAAACCUUAUAUUCAA
Messenger RNA from Musa acuminata subsp. malaccensis (wild Malaysian banana), 2652 nucleotides. Its product is annotated as mechanosensitive ion channel protein 8-like. Gene Ontology annotation, molecular function: mechanosensitive monoatomic ion channel activity. Gene Ontology annotation, biological process: monoatomic anion transport; transmembrane transport. Lineage: Eukaryota; Viridiplantae; Streptophyta; Magnoliopsida; Zingiberales; Musaceae. The record is from RefSeq and is a predicted model, not a curated record. Gene Ontology annotation, cellular component: plasma membrane.